AUUAGUUUACAGCCACGAUUGUAUGCCUAAAUGGCUUUGGUUUGAACUUUGAAGUAACUUGAAUUCUAGAUGUUCAUUGAGAGGCAUUUGAGGAUUCCAUUUUUGAUGGAUUUGAAGGUGUACUUUGGGAUCUGUAUUUUGGGAAUCUUGCCUAUACCAAAAGAUUGUGGAGGUAUUAAAUUGCGAUGCUCUUCAAGGUUAGACUCAGUGCUCCUCACAGAUUGAAAUACUGGAACAUGGAAUAGAGAAAACUCGAGUGUUAAGUUUCCAUAAGAUACUUGUCUUUUUGGUAGUAGACUGAAGUUUUAGGAUGGAAGCUCAGAUUGGUGAACAUGGACAUAUAAUUGAAGUUUGUGGGGAUGUGCCAGCAGAAGCAGGCACGGGUGGGAUAAAAAUUUGUGGUGAGGCACCUUGUGGAUUUUCCGAUUCUAAUACCAGUUCUCAAGAUGCAAAGGAGCGGUCAUCAUCUAUGAGGAAACUUUUGGUGGCAGUUGUCCUCUGCAUAAUAUUCAUGACUGUAGAGGUUGUUGGAGGAAUCAAAGCAAAUAGUCUAGCAAUUCUAACAGAUGCUGCUCAUUUAUUGUCUGACGUUGCUGCAUUUGCUAUAUCCUUAUUCUCUCUGUGGGCUUCGGGAUGGGAGGCAACACCUCGUCAAUCUUAUGGUUUCUUCAGGAUUGAGAUUCUUGGUGCUCUUGUGUCUAUUCAAAUGAUAUGGCUUCUUGCUGGUAUUCUUGUAUAUGAAGCCAUUGAAAGGCUGAUCCAUGAUACAGGUGAAGUACGGGGCUUUCUUAUGUUUCUUGUUUCUGCAUUUGGUUUAGUGGUUAAUAUUGCCAUGGCAAUCUUGCUGGGUCAUGAUCAUGGUCACGGUCACAGCCAUAGUCACAAUCACGGUCAUGGUCAUAGUCAUGGCCAUGAUCAUGACCACCGGCGUAGUGGAGAGGUUCAUGACCAUGGAAGCCAUGACCAUCAUCACCAUCAUCAUGGAGAAUUUCCGGAAAACCAUCAUGAGCAUGAUCAUCAUCACGGCCAUGAAACAGAUCUUACCAAGCCAUUGCUCAAGGCUUGCUGUGAUAUCAAUAACGAGAAAGAGAGUGGGCAUAAGCAGAAGAAGCAAUGGAAUAUUAAUGUACAGGGUGCUUAUCUUCAUGUGCUUGGAGAUUCGAUUCAGAGCGUCGGCGUGAUGAUUGGUGGAGCGAUCAUAUGGUAUAAGCCUGAGUGGAAGAUCAUCGAUUUGAUAUGCACCCUUAUAUUCUCAGUAAUCGUGUUGGGAACUACAAUAAGAAUGCUUCGGAAUAUUAUGGAGGUUCUCAUGGAGAGCACACCGAGGGAGAUUGAUGCCAGAAGGCUGGAAAAGGGUCUCUGUGAGAUGGAUGAGGUGAUUGCAGUGCAUGAGUUGCAUAUCUGGGCAAUAACAGUUGGGAAAGUCUUGCUGGCUUGCCAUGUUAAAAUAAAGCGCGAGGCCGACGCGGACAUGGUGCUGAACAAGGUAAUUGGCUACAUCAGAAGAGAGUAUAACAUCAGCCAUGUCACUAUUCAAAUAGAGCGUGAGUAGAUGUCGAGCUAGGGAGACUGCCAUCUGUAGUCAGGCAUCGAUGCACUGAAUAUAUGUGGAGAUGUUUAAAGGAUCUGGUGAGCCAACUGUUCUCGAUCACAAAGAUGACGAGCACCUACACUAUGUUUCCUUGAGAAAGCCAGCUGGAUCAAAAUUGAGGUUUUAGUUUCUCGCUUAAUUGUGCAGUGGGGACGAAAUCUUUCACCAUGCAUAAAAUGCUGUGUGCACCGCCCUUGUUAGCGACUUUUGGACAUGCUACGCAUGCUUGCAUUGACUGUGUUAUUUGAUCUCUGAGUGGAUGUUUAGCAUAUGCAGAAUCAGAGCUGGGACGGAAUCGCGAUUCCAGCCUAGACUCUUUUUGUGUUGCUAGGUAGAAUAUUUAACAAUUUAAUGAGCCAUCCUAAAUGGAAUAAAGGUUGCAUAUUCUACAUUAGA
Molecule: messenger RNA, 1987 nt
Organism: Rhodamnia argentea
Lineage: Eukaryota; Viridiplantae; Streptophyta; Magnoliopsida; Myrtales; Myrtaceae
Product: metal tolerance protein 1-like
Exons: 2
Coding region: 311-1552 (413 amino acids)
Biological process (GO): zinc ion transmembrane transport
Cellular component (GO): vacuole; plasma membrane
Molecular function (GO): zinc ion transmembrane transporter activity
Source: RefSeq, a predicted model, not a curated record